AUGGGCGGCGCUGAUUGCAUACCAUUAGAUAACGGCAGAAUGACCUCUCACUUAGAUGACACGGAUGAUGAGAAUUGUGACGAUCCUAUCAAAUUGUUUCCCAAUGGUUUUGAUAGCUCCAUCGUUUUUGGCAGUCAGCCGCAAAUAACUGGUUCCGCAGCCGUUCACUGGAAAUUUCCAAGUGAAUUUACACACGAUAUUGUACAUAAUAGUGCAUUAUCUCAGAUACACAGCGAAACCAAUAGUGAGUGUACUAUUUCCCCCAUAUUUGUUAAAUUAGUAGACUGUGUUAAGUUUCCGUGGUACUUUGGAAAAUACAUUGCACAAAUUUUACAAAAAACUGAUCCAAACCAGUUUGAAACUGAAAAUGAGUUUAUUGAUGUAGAAGAAUGUGAUUCAAAUUCAAGUGAUUGUUUCAUCGUUGAAGAUCUUCAUCCAGAAACUACAGGAUUAUGGGACCCGAAAGAAAUGCCAAAACGUUUUAAAAUCGUCAAACAGUUGGAAAAGGCGUCAAGUCAAAGAAAAUUAAGCCAGGUUGAUUUAAAGCGUAAUAUAGGGUUAGUUGGAAUGAAAAUUUGUCAGAAAAAGUCUGUAACAAUAAAACAAGGCGCAUGCAUUGGUAAAACCGCAAGUCAGGUGAUUGCGAAGAGUGACAAAGAAGAAAUGCGUUCUCAUUGUAAAUUAGAUGAUAACAAGAAACCGAGUGAUUCGUUGGUUUUGCCUUUACAUUCAAACUUUAAAUUGCCUAAAAAUAUCACUAACAAUAUAAAUCCGAAACAGAAUUGUGACCAAAAAAAUAGAGACUUAGAUAAACGUCUGACUAUAGUUCCUGUGCAUAAACUAAGUAAAAAAGCGCCUACAUCUUUUGUUCUUAAGAAGUCUUCAAAUAAGUCUACCUCACACGUGAAAGAUAUACAAAAAUGUAACAAGUUUAAAAAUGAUCAAAUAAAGAAGAACAAAACUAAUAAUAGUACUGUGAUAGAAAUGUUCGAGCCAAACAAGACUAUCCCGAAAACUAGUCAAGUUCCUGAAAUACGGCAGAAUCGUGCUGAAAACAGUGAGAACAACAUUGAUAGUCAACGUGAUAACAAGGAAGAACUGAAAUCUCCCAUACUUACAUGCACUUCCUUAAAGAAACCUAAGCUUCUACCUAAGUCUGACAUACCUUCUGCUGUCAUAGGCAACAAUCCAAAAGAAAAAUUAGAUAAAAUAGUUAACAAGCUUAAAAUAUUAAGUAAAAUUCCUCUUAAUGUUAGUUCUACAAUUUCAACCCCCUGUGACAUUCCUACGAAAACUACUCUAACCAAUGAGAUCCAAGAAAAAGCCGGUCCUCCAAUUGGUGUCAUCAGCAAAACACUUUUACAUAAGUUGGACAAAUCUAUAAAACAUUAUAAUAACCACAAUAAGAAUAGAUCUAAACCUGGUAAAUUUGAUAAGCCUCAUUCCGCACAAUCUAAUUCUAAUGAUAUAAAAGUCUCGAUUACUUCAAAUGUCGUUCUUAACGCAAAUCCUAUUUCAUUAGCAAAUAUUGUCACUCCUCUUUGUCCAAAAACAAAUUCUCAUGUAAAAUGUUUUGAUAGUUCUCAAUCCCUUUCAAAUCAAAGCAAGGAUGACUUGACUACUUCUAAUGUGGUUUUAAACACUUCUUCUAGUUUAGAAGCUCCAAAACAAGUCUCUAAUACAGUUGUUAAACCUAACGUGACUUCCACAACUGUAGUCCAACCUUCAAAUGCACCCAAUUCUUUUGUAACGGCAAAUCACGAUCUUAGCACAAAUGACUGUCUGAAACCUCAGUUUAUAGUCCACUCUUUGCCAAAAAAAUUGUUUCACAGAAAUAAUUCUAUUAGUUACACAGCAACUAAUGUAUUAAAAAAUAAGAGUGAUCUGCUAGCCGGAAGUAAACCUGAGCAUCUUAUUCAAUCCACAGAUCCACAAAUGCCUAAAAUGUUUCACAACUCUCAAGUGCAAUGUCAGGAUCAUCGCGGUCCUAAUUUGAACAGCGCUACUAAUAUGGGCAACCAACUCAAUAAUAUUCCAAAUGUAGUCAACCAAAGCCAACCAACCAGUACAAACCAAGACUGUCUUCCCAAUAAUAACAUAUAUCAACAGGCUAAUCCAGUUCCAAACUUUUAUGCAAACCGUGUGUUGCUACCAUUGCCUCCCCCUCCACCGCCAAUGUAUGUUCCACCCCCUUUUAUCUAUCAAACCAAACAGACUAGUUCUAAUUCAAAUUGUAGUACAUCAAUGGUACUAACGAAUCAACUGCCAACUACUACCUCUCAAGAUCAUAUGCGUUCUCUGCAGAUUGGUAAUCAACAUAAUAGUUCUAUAAUAGGCGUUAAUUAUGAUGGUUUAGUGAAAAAAAUUAACAUAGGCGGAGCACCCAAAUCAGCUAAUGAUACGCAGGAAUGUACAAUUAAUAAAAAUGUAGUUUCUAAAAUAUCUUCCACUGUGCAAAGGGAGAUAGAUGCAACUAAGUUACAGAAAUUAAACAAACCGUCAUUGCCAGGUGAAGGAAUGAGCAGCAAAAUAAGUGACAGAGCAAUUAAUGGUACAAAUAUAGAAAAAUCACUGGAAGUUGCAAUAAUGACAAAAAAUCGGGGAGCUUUUGAAACUCUGAAACUAUCUGUGGAUAACAUUAAUACUUAUAUGCAAAAAAAGCAGUCAAAAGGAUAUUCGCCUCCGAUUUUGCCUAUACCGACAUAUAAUAAAGUUUUGAAUCAGGUGAGUGCAAAGGUGUCUACAGACUUAGCAGCAAAAACAAACUAUAUUCCAAAAAUACCGAUGAAAAAGACUGAUUGUGGUAAAAGCAACAAAAGAAAAAGUGGUGCAUUAAAUACAGCCGACAAUAGAAGAAAAAUUGGGGCUAAGAAGAUUUCUUUAGAAGAAUAUAACAAAAGGGCAUUCAAAGACAAUAAAUCUGUGCCCUGUAAAAGAGCAGUUAGCGAUGAUCAAAACAAACAUGGUAGAAAGCGACCAAAUAUAAAUAAGAAGAAUAAUAAUAAUAGGGAUCAUACUACAGAGACUGAUUUAGGAUAUGAUUCAGAUAGUACGGUUGUAUUAUGA
Molecule: messenger RNA, 3066 nt
Organism: Spodoptera exigua (beet armyworm)
Lineage: Eukaryota; Metazoa; Arthropoda; Insecta; Lepidoptera; Noctuidae
Source: the annotation of a GenBank genome assembly